Molecule: messenger RNA, 2548 nt
Organism: Ictidomys tridecemlineatus (thirteen-lined ground squirrel)
Lineage: Eukaryota; Metazoa; Chordata; Mammalia; Rodentia; Sciuridae
Source: RefSeq, a predicted model, not a curated record
GGCCCGGGGUCGUGGGGCCGGGCACCGGGUGUUGCAUGCGGGGCGGGGCAGGGCGGCCGCGAGCUGGAGGCGAAGAUGGAAGGCUUAACGCUGAGCGAUGCGGAGCAGAAAUAUUACUCGGAUCUCUUCUCCUACUGCGACAUUGAGAGCACCAAGAAGGUGGUAGUCAACGGGCGGGUGCUGGAGCUGUUCCGGGCCGCGCAGCUGCCCAACGACGUGGUCCUCCAGAUUAUGGAACUAUGUGGUGCAACAAGACUUGGUUAUUUUGGACGAAGUCAGUUCUACAUUGCUUUGAAACUUGUAGCUGUGGCCCAGUCUGGUUUCCCGUUAAGAGUAGAAAGUAUAAAUACAGGUAAAUAUGCAAAAUACUAUGUUGAGAAUUUGCAUUCUUUUCAAGUGGUUCAGCCUCGUGCGUCUGCAGAUCAACAGGAACCUGCAUCCCCAGUAGUUUCACCACAGCAGUCUCCGCCGACUUCUCCACAUACAUGGAGGAAGCACAACCGUCAUUCCAGUGGGGGGAAUAAUGAGAGGCCUCUUGCAGGACCUGGGCCAUUUUGGUCUCCUUUUGGUGAAACACAAUCAGGUUCUUCUGCUGGUGAUGCAGUGUGGUCUGGGCAUUCUCCACCUCCACCUCCACCUCAAGAAAACUGGGUCAGUUUUGCAGAUACUCCACCAACCAGUACUCUUUUAACCAUGCAUCCUGCUUCUGUCCAGGACCAGACAACAGUACGAACUGUAGCCUCAGCUACAACUGCCAAUGAAAUUCGUAGGCAAUCCAGUAGUUAUGAUGAUCCCUGGAAAAUAACAGAUGAACAAAGACAGUAUUAUGUAAAUCAGUUUAAAACCAUUCAGCCUGAUCUAAACGGAUUUAUUCCAGGAUCUGCAGCUAAAGAGUUUUUUACCAAAUCAAAACUUCCUAUUCUUGAACUUUCUCAUAUUUGGGAACUCUCAGACUUUGAUAAAGAUGGUGCAUUGACACUGGAUGAGUUUUGUGCUGCUUUUCAUUUGGUGGUUGCUAGGAAGAACGGCUAUGACUUACCAGAAAAACUCCCUGAGAGCUUAAUGCCCAAACUGAUUGAUUUGGAAGAUUCAGCAGAUGUUGGAGAUCAGCCAGGCUCUCCUACUGAAGCACCUCCAAGCAAGUCACCAUCAAUGCCAUCACUAAACCAGACUUGGCCUGAGCUGAAUCAAAGCAGUGAGCAGUGGGAGACAUUUAGUGAACGCUCUUCAAGCUCACAAACUCUGACCCAAUUUGAUUCUAACAUUGCACCAGCUGAUCCUGAUACUGCUAUUGUUCAUCCAGUUCCCAUUCGUAUGACUCCAAGCAAAAUCCACAUGCAGGAAAUGGAACUUAAAAGAACUGGCAGUGAUCAUACUAAUCCGACCAGCCCCUUACUUGUGAAACCAUCUGACCUUUCAGAAGAAAAUAAGAUAAAUUCAUCUGUGAAAUUUGCUUCUGGAAAUACUGUAGAUGGUUACAGUAGUUCAGACUCUUUUACUUCUGACCCAGAACAGAUCGGGAGCAAUGUAACUCGUCAAAGGUCUCAUUCAGGAACUUCUCCUGAUAACACUGCACCACCACCUCCCCCUCCAAGGCCACAGCCCUCUCAUUCUAGAUCAUCAUCCUUAGAUAUGAAUCGGACCUUUACAGUCACCACAGGACAACAACAGGCUGGAGUUGUUGCCCAACCUCCUGCAGUGCCUCCAAGACCACAGCCCUCACAGGCUCCUGGUCCCACUGUGCAUCGUCCAGUGGAUGCCGAUGGCCUAAUGACUCACACUAGUACCUCACCUCAGCAGAUACCAGAGCAACCAAAUUUUGCAGAUUUCAGCCAAUUUGAAGUAUUUGCUGCAUCAAAUGUAAAUGAAGAACAAGAUGAUGAAGCUGAGAAGCAUUCAGAAGUCUUGCCGGUUGAAAAAGCUUCUGAUCCUGCAAGUUCUCUUCGAGUUGCCAAAACGGAUAGUAAAAUAGAAGAAAAGACAGCUGCUAGUGUUCCUGCCAAUGUGAGCAAAGGCACAACACCUCUUGCUCCACCACCUAAACCUGUCCGAAGAAGAUUAAAAUCAGAAGAUGAAUUAAGGCCAGAUGUCGAUGAACACACACAAAAGACAGGUGUCUUGGCUGCUGUUCUUGCGUCACAACCUUCUAUUCCCAGAUCCAUUGGAAAAGAUAAGAAAGCUAUUCAGGCAUCAAUUAGACGCAAUAAGGAAACCAACACAGUUUUGGCCAGAUUGAAUAGUGAAUUGCAACAACAAUUAAAGGAUGUUCUUGAGGAGAGAAUUUCCCUGGAAGUUCAACUGGAACAACUUCGACCAUUCUCUCACCUAUAAGCCAAUUGCCGUUAACUGUGAACAUACCCCAUUUUUAAGCGGUUUUGGGUUCAAAGCCAAUUUGGAGGCCCAAAUAUUCAGCUCACUGCUUAAUUCAAAAUUAAAUUUUAUGAUUCUGUUUUGCCCUAUAUGUUCACUGUUGUAUUUAAGUAUCUCUUUUUUUUUUUUUUUUUAAUUUCAACAAUAAAAGGGUCAGGAUGACUUUUUCUGGAGGGUA